Sinocyclocheilus rhinocerous is the source of this 2487-nucleotide messenger RNA. Its product is annotated as disintegrin and metalloproteinase domain-containing protein 11-like. NCBI's taxonomy places the organism in Eukaryota, Metazoa, Chordata, Actinopteri, Cypriniformes, Cyprinidae. Gene Ontology annotation, molecular function: metalloendopeptidase activity. Bases 87 to 2429 code for a protein of 780 amino acids. Gene Ontology annotation, biological process: proteolysis. The record is from RefSeq and is a predicted model, not a curated record. The transcript is spliced from 26 exons.
UCAACAUCGCCGCGAAACGGGAUGAGGCGGUAAAUGUCGCGUUUCGAUUCUUUUCGCUCCGGUUGAAGCCGCAGGAGUAUGUGAUCAUGUUGGCGACGCGCUGCCUCCUCCUGUGGGCUGCGGUCACCGCUCGACUCGCCGUGACAGGCUGGGGCAGCAGCAUCAAGCGGGACGGAGCGGAACGGGGACGCGAACAGAACGCGUAUGCGGAGGAGCUCACGCAGCCUCAGCGGCUGCUGCAGCGGACUGACGCGGAGGAGGAGCUUCCGCACGGACACUUGGGUACUCUAGUAAAGACUGAUGCUGAUGGAGCGCAUCCCAUUCAUUUGGCUCAGAUCUCAUUCCAGGUGACGGCAUUUGGAAUCCCAUUUGUUCUAGACCUGGAGCUCAAUCAUGAUCUCUUGUCGUCUAACUAUGUUGAACGCCACUUCGAUGAGGAUGGGCGACCUUUUCAAAGUCUGGGAGGAGAGCACUGUUACUAUCACGGUCACGUGAGAGGAGUUCAGAGGUCAUGGGCAGCUCUCUCCACCUGUCAUGGCCUACAAGGGAUGUUCUCAGAUGGCAACUUUUCAUACGGCAUUGAGCCCUUGCACAACAGCAGCGGUCAGGAUGCAAAUACUCAUGUUGUAUACAGAAUGGCAGACAUCUGGUUGAGGCCACAUUCCUCAGGAAGCACCAGGAACAGCAGUGACUCUGACAUUAACAGUGACUAUCCCAUUUCUAUGGAAACGAAUGAGCCGGAGCUCACAGAUGGGCUGAGACGGGCAAAAAGACAGGUUCGGAGGGGUCCACGCACAGUUCAGAGUGAAACAAAGUAUGUAGAGUUACUAGUGGUCAAUGAUUAUGAACUGUUUGUACAGAUGCGAAGAUCAGCCCCUCAGACGAGGAACUUUGCCAAAGCUGUAGUGAACAUGGCUGAUGCUAUUUACAAGGAGCAGCUGAACACUAGAAUAGUGCUUGUCGCCAUGGAGACAUGGUCAACUCAGAACAUGGUUUCUGUUGGCGACGACCCUUUGGUGACCCUGCGUGACUUUAUGAAAUACAGGAAGGAGAAUAUCAAAGAGAAGAGUGAUGCAGCUCACCUGCUCUCGGGACGCACAUUUCAGAGCAGAAGCAGUGGCACUGCCUACAUUGAGGGGAUCUGCUCACCAACACGAGGAGGAGGAGUCAAUGAGUAUGGAAACGUGGGGCCCAUGGCUAUAACCUUGUGUCAGAGUUUAGGACAGAACCUUGGUAUGAUGUGGAAUAAAGAUCGUGCUACUGCAGGAGACUGUAAGUGUCCAGAUCCAUGGUUAGGCUGCAUCAUGGAGGAUACCGGAUACUAUCUACCCAGAAAGUUUUCACGGUGCAGUAUAGAGGAGUACAUUCAAUUCCUCCAGCAAGGAGGAGGGAGUUGCCUCUUCAAUAAACCUAACAAGUUGUUGGAUCCUCCUGAAUGUGGCAAUGGCUUUGUGGAACAGGGAGAAGAAUGUGACUGUGGCUCCCAAGUGGAUUGCUCUCAUGCUGGGGGUGCAUGCUGUAAAAAAUGCACUUUGACCCAUGAUGCAAUGUGUAGCAAUGGACUCUGUUGUAGCCGUUGCAAGUAUGAGCAGAGAGGAGUGAUCUGCAGGGAUGCAGUGAAUGACUGUGAUGUGCCGGAAACAUGCACUGGCGAUUCGAGUAAAUGUCCACAUAAUGUCCACAAACUGGAUGGUUACAUGUGCAAUGCUGGACUGGGGCGUUGCUAUGGGGGUCGCUGCAAGACCAGGGAUGCCCAGUGUCAGGUGCUCUGGAGCCACAAUGCAGCAGAUCGCAUGUGUUAUGAGAAGCUGAACAUUGAAGGUACGGAGCGUGGCAACUGUGGUCAGGACAGCAGCUCACACAGCUGGAUUCAGUGCAAUAAACAGGAUGUGUUGUGCGGAUUUUUAUUAUGCACUAAUAUCACAGCGAAACCACGGUAUGGAGACUUAAAUGGAGAAAUCACAAGUCUUACCAUCUACCAUCAGAACAAGUACCUAGAUUGUCGUGGGGGUCAUGCAGUGUUAGAAGAUGGCACUGAUCUCGGGUACGUGGAGGAUGGCACGCCGUGUGGUCCUAAUAUGAUGUGCCUGGACCAUCGCUGUCUGCCGGUCACCACCUUCAACCUGUCAUCCUGUCCUGGGUCAUCCUCUUCUCACGUGUGCUCUGAUCAUGGGACGUGCAGUAAUGAGGUGAAGUGUAUCUGCGAUGCAGACUACACAGGGAAGGACUGCAGUGUAUAUGACCCUAUUCCAGACCCCCAGCCUCCAGACGGUCCUGAGAAGUACAAAGGUCCGAGUGGUACAAACAUCAUCAUUGGCUCAAUAGCGGGAGCGAUACUGCUGGCAGCUAUAGUAUUGGGAGGAACAGGCUGGGGCUUCAAAAAUAUCAGAAGAGGAAGGUAUGACACUGCCCAACAAGACAUGAUGUGAUGUCAUACAUCCAUGUCCACCUACCCCAUAUUGCACCUGUUGUUUUCACAUCUUCGCC